GUUUUCCGGGGCCCACUUCCUUCUUCACCGAGUGCCAAAACGUAACCCUAACUCCAUCUCCACCUCCAUCUCCAUCACCAUGAGAUCCAUCGACCUCCGAUGCAACCACUAACCCUAGCUCUAGAUCCAUGCAUGGCUGCCGAGAAGUGGUUGUUCCCCAUCCUCUCCCUCGCCUUCGUCUCUCUCAUCCUCUUCCUCUCCGCCAUCUCCGGCUUCACCGCCUCCUCAUCCCUCUUACCCGCCGCGGCCGACCUCCGCCGUGGACCUAACAACCCUGCCUCCUUUGCCUUCUAUCUAUCUGGCUCCCGUGGCGAUGCUCACCGCCUUCUCCGCCUCCUCCUCGCCGUCUACCACCCUCGCAACCGCUACCUUCUUCACUUAUCCUGGGAUGCCCCCGCCUCCGAGCGCGCUUAUCUUUCCAGCGCCGCCCGCGCUGCGAUCCCUGCUAUCCGAGCCUUUGGCAACGUCGAUGUGCUUGGGCGUGGUGAUGCCAUGACUUAUAUGGGCUCGUCGGUGUUGGCAGCGACGCUCCAUGCGGCGUCGGUGAUGUUGAGGCUUGAUGGCGAGUGGGAUUGGUUUGUGACGCUGAAUGCUGCGGAUUACCCGCUGGUCACGCCUGACGACCUUAUUCAUGUCUUCUCAUCUGUACCAAGAGAUCUCAAUUUUAUAGAUCACACAAGUGAUCUUGGAUGGAAGGAGUCACAUAGGGUUCAACCAAUUGUAGUCGACCCAGGGAUUUAUUUGGCUAGGAGGACACAAAUCUUUCAUGCUACCGUGAAGCGUAAAACUCCUGACGCUUUCAAAUUCUUCACAGGGUCUCCAUGGGUUAUAUUGAGCCGAUCCUUCUUGGAGUACUGCAUCGUAGGCUGGGAUAACCUUCCCCGGACACUCCUCAUGUAUUUUACCAAUGUUCCAUUGCCGCAAGAGGGCUAUUUUCACUCAGUCUUAUGCAAUGCUCCUGAAUUCCAAAACAAAACUGUGAACAAUGACCUGAGAUACAUGGCUUGGGAUAAUCCUCCUCAGAUGGAGCCACACUUACUCAAUGUGACUGAUUUUGAUGAAAUGUCAAAGAGUGGAGUGCCAUUUGCCCGGCAAUUCAAGAAGGAUGAUCCGGUACUUGAUAUGAUUGAUGAGACGAUACUCGACCGUAGUUACUAUAGACCUGUUCCUGGAGCAUGGUGUUCUGGGAAGCGGAGAUGGUGGACUGAUCCAUGCUCACAAUGGAAAGAUGUCAAUAUUGUGAAGCCUAGUCGAUGGGUGGAAAAUUUUGGCAAGGUAAUGAAGAAGCUUGUCGAUGAUUGGAAUUCCGACUUGGAUUCAUGUAAGUAACUUAAUCAGGAAUAAGCGAGAACUCAUUUAUUCUUUAUAAAUCUGUUGUUGGGAGACGAAGAAGAAGAAGAAGAAGAAGAAGAAGAAGAAGAAGAAGAAGAAGCCGACAAUGUGAUUUGUUCUAGUAUCUGAGCUUGGAAGUUGGAACAGCAUCAGAGUUCCCAGAUAGAACAUAGAGAUGACAAAUUUUAGUAUUUGUAAGUUACCAGGGAAGCUAUUCCUUUUUG
Messenger RNA from Dioscorea cayenensis subsp. rotundata (Guinea yam), 1556 nucleotides. RefSeq names its product beta-glucuronosyltransferase GlcAT14B. The transcript is spliced from 4 exons. Lineage: Eukaryota; Viridiplantae; Streptophyta; Magnoliopsida; Dioscoreales; Dioscoreaceae. Gene Ontology annotation, molecular function: glucuronosyltransferase activity. The coding region runs from base 100 to 1329 and encodes 409 amino acids. The record is from RefSeq and is a predicted model, not a curated record. Gene Ontology annotation, cellular component: membrane.